UUCGGCAGCCGACUGCGGCGGAGAGAGCCGGCAGUCUGAGCUCACACAGCAAGCAGCAGCAGCGGCACAGCAGCGGCACAGCAGCUCCGCUUGCGACUGAGUGCGAGCGUUCACACAACUCACCAUCUCCCCUCCCGCAGUCUCUAACCAACCCUUCCAGCGAGGAAGCUGAACUCUCUUAAUCAUCUCGGUCUCCUUGCAAGGUUGUCAUCUUAAGGUUUUACAAACCUUGACAGAAGGUUGGUCUCAUUCACACCAUUUCUCAGCCAUGAGCCUUGGAUGCACCUGGAUCCAUGUGGCCAUCUUAAUUGGCCUGACUCACCAGUCGACUUGCAGGAUUUUGCAUAAUGCUUCGCAUUUUGAAAGUUUGCUUCAGUCCAUCCAUUCCAGGAGCAAGCGAGCCAUCACCCUGGUCGACAAAGAAGAUAUUUUGCAGCUACACAACCACCUGCGGGGACAGGUCAGCCCCUCAUCUUCCAACAUGGAGUACAUGGAGUGGGACAAAGAGUUGGAGCAGUCAGCAGAAAGAUGGGCCAAGCAGUGUAUAUGGGAUCAUGGCCCUUCUCAUUUACUCAAGUCUAUAGGCCAGAAUCUGGCAGUACACACGGGAAGAUAUGUGUCUCCAGCAGCGCAAGUGCAGACAUGGUAUGAUGAAGCCAAAGAUUACACCUACCCAUACCCACAUGAGUGCAGGCCUUGGUGUCCAGAAAGAUGUUCUGGCACAAUGUGCACCCAUUACACUCAACUGGUAUGGGCAACAACAAACCGAGUUGGCUGUGCUGUCCAUGUUUGCCCAAGAAUGAACGUGUGGGGAUCAAUCUGGCAGAACGCUGUCUAUUUAGUGUGCAAUUAUUCGCCAAAGGGCAAUUGGAUUGGGGACGCUCCAUACAAGCCUGGUCGCCCAUGUUCAGAGUGCCCACCCAGCUAUGGUGGUCGUUGCAGGGAUAACCUCUGCGACAAAGGCAAUACUGUGAAAAGACCACAGCCGAAACAUAUGAAUGAAAUUGAGCUUCCCACGGACCAUGGGUUAAAUCCUUGGGUGGAGCAACAAAAGCCGCCAUCUCGUCCACAUUCAAAGAAGACAUCUCGCACCCACAAAAUGAUGACUCAAACCAUCACAUGUGAAAUGAAAAUGAGAGACAAAUGCAAAGGGACAACUUGCAACAGGUAUAAGUGCCCGGUUAAUUGCAAAUCUUCAACUGCUAAAGUAAUUGGAACAAUCUAUUAUGAAGCGCAAUCUAGCAUUUGUCGGGCUGCAAUACACCAAGGAAUAUUUAAGAAUGAAGACGGAGGACUUGUGGAUAUCACCCGGACAGGAAAAGUCCCAUUCUUUGUCAAGUCCACCAGAAAGCACAUUCGAUCCAUAAGCAAGUUCAAGGAAGCCAAUGGAUUUAUUUCGGAAGUGACCACCCAGUCAGUUGAUUUACAUGCAACGGCUGACCAGCUUUGUCCGUAUCAGGGACUGAUUACUUUGAUUUAUAGGAUUAAUUGCCCACCGAAAUGUUUGGAGGAGUUUCCCUUCUGGGCGCGAGUCAUUGGCAACGUGAUUUAUUCUGACAGAUCCAGUAUCUGUCGAACAGCGGUGCAUGCCGGUGUUAUUAAGAACCACAUUGGAGGACUAGUGGAUGUGAUGCCAGUGGAGAAAAAGAACCGAUAUAAGGGGACCUCUGAGAACGGAAUUAUGUCGGAGAGUUUAAAAAAUCCCCCUAAUGGAAAAGCCUUCAAAGUAUUUGCAGUGGCAUGAGUGAGAAAUGAACUCUGGCAGAACUAUUCUGGAAGCAACUAAAGUAACUAAACUGGGCGCACGUAACAGCAGUGAACAUGUUCAUCACACGAAGAAUUGAACCCAUCCUCGGACUACAAACCUUGCAUCUCAUUUGCUGAUGAAAAGUGGACUCUGGUUCGAAUAUUCCUCUCGUUAUUGUACAUAAUAAAUUUAAUAUUUUGUUUAAAAGCAGAAAUAUAGUUAUUUACAGCUGUGCUGCUAAAUUAUAUGGCUCAAUAUUAAUAUAGUUAAGUAUUUACUCCUAGUUUGAUCUUCAUAUCAGUGCAAAUGAUUUUCAUUGAAAAUGAUGGGUGCAUUGCUCCUGUAUGAUUAUUUGCAUUGCGGUCAAUGAGCAAAGUACCAUGCGUGCACAUUGCAGGUGACAAAUCCUGGAGGCCAGUCAAGGCAGGGCCUUCGGCCUUCAUGAUGCUUUCAAUACCAUGGUAGCUUUAUCUUUCAUCCAGAGGUAUACAUAAUAAAUUUGGUGGACGUGCAGGCUACCAAAUAUUAACAUUAAAGCUGCUUUCAAUUGCACAACAAUAAUAAAACUGGCAGUGUGCGUGGAAGUACACUUGGAACCUCUAGGGCUAAUAAUGCAAAAUUUAGCUUGAUCAUUUGAGGUUCCAAAUGUUCAUUUUGUGCUAGUAGAUUAUUCUCCCAUGGGUCUGUUGCAUUCUAAUAUGUGCAAACCCAUUUCCUCAUUCCCCGCAUAAGUGGAUUUCUUGUCCAUAAUCUUCUCUCCCUCUGCACCAAUUGUCCAUUGGCACACACUUGCACCUGACAGGAGUAAGGUUAAAAUGAAAAACAGAAGGUGCACGACUUGAGGUAAAAAUAAGGAAUUUGGAUGCUUUGGCGAACGAGGAAUGAGGUGCAUUUGUGUGGAUGUGGUGCCUCAUUGACUGGGGCUUUGUAAGUGUCUUGUGGCUGUGUCACUCAUGUAAAUACCAGCUCGAAUUAAUGGAAGACCACACACAGCUGUGCAUUUCACCCUCAUCCAUCUAAUGUUCUGCAAAUAAACUAGACCUUGGUAAAAAUUGUUCAUUUCACCACAAUACCGUCAUAAUCCCCUCUUUAUUCAGUUGCCCUCAGUGCUUGUCAGAAGCUUUGUAUUUAUUUGGUCAGAGUACUCUUUUGCUCCAUUAUUGGGAGCACGUGACCCCUGUCAUACUGUUUUCCUUCUAUCAAUCGUUAGUUAUUGACGACCUUAUGAACUUAAUGGUUUCAGUGCGUUCAUACAGUGAAUGGCUGAAGGAUUCAGAAUGAGGUGAAAAUAAAGAGAACUUUGUUGUGAAAGUUCUUAAUUGCAUAGUAAUUGAUCAGCCAAAGUGUGGUGGUAUAGGAGUGACAAACAAAGGUAAGAUUUAAAGAAACAGUGAUUCAGAUGAGAGGUUCCCAAACUAUUUUUUAUGGCAUACCUGCUUUCAAAUUUACCAUAGAAUAUGGAGCUGUACAGCACAGGAAACGGGACCUCUGGCCCCCAAUGUCUGUGCUGAGCAUGAAACUGUUCAGCUGUUUAAAAGUGCCUUUACCAUCAUGUUUUAUAUUUUAACUGGAUGAAUGACAUUUUAAAUAAAUUUAAAUAAACGUCGAAGUGCCUCAAAGUUUUCCACAUGAGGACACAGUACCACAUCUAUGUUUUAAAAUAUGUCUAACAUUUUGUAUUUUAACAAAGAGCUAACAAGCCAAGAAGUAGGUUUAGCGUUAAAUCAGUCUUUCCUCAAUUUUCCUCUCCUCCCAUGCUCACCCUGCGCGCUCUUCUUGAUUGCAUGGGUAGGCUCACAGUUUGGGAACCCCAGGAUUCAUGCAUUAGAUUCACCACUUUAGGAUUAGUUUCAGAUUUAUUUUGUUAGCUCUUCACAAAAACAAAAAGUUCUUUAUUUCUUUCAACUGGUAUCUUGCAAACUGUCAGAAUGAAUAUCUGCAUGUGCAAAUUCUGAUGAUCUUAAAUGUAAUAUAUUGCGUCGGGCAACAGGGGUAAGGAUAGCUGUUCAACCACUUUGAUUUUUGUUACUGCAUUACAUUGUAUAUUUUUUCAUAUAUAUGUAUAAAACUAAAUAGACUUACAAGCCUCCAACUUCUUUAAUAAUUUUAUAAAAUUGUGUGCAUGACUUAACAAUAAAAUGUUCCUUUUCUCUCAGAUUACCUGGUGUAUCUUUGUUUGGACUUGUACAUUUAUAAACUUCCACUGUCAAUUGAUAUUUAACUACAUGGAAAUAUGUGUUGGCUGCAAAAUGAUCAGAUGGGGUAAACAAGACUGAAAUGUAUAUUAUGCAAUUAAAAAGAGCUUGGAAGGGAGAUUAAAAUCUUUGGUCAUCUAAA
Leucoraja erinaceus (little skate) is the source of this 4084-nucleotide messenger RNA. Its product is annotated as cysteine-rich secretory protein LCCL domain-containing 2-like. Lineage: Eukaryota; Metazoa; Chordata; Chondrichthyes; Rajiformes; Rajidae. The record is from RefSeq and is a predicted model, not a curated record. Gene Ontology annotation, cellular component: extracellular region.